Molecule: messenger RNA, 2485 nt
Organism: Hemiscyllium ocellatum (epaulette shark)
Lineage: Eukaryota; Metazoa; Chordata; Chondrichthyes; Orectolobiformes; Hemiscylliidae
Gene: glb1
Product: galactosidase, beta 1
Exons: 16
Coding region: 18-1988 (656 amino acids)
Biological process (GO): carbohydrate metabolic process
Cellular component (GO): vacuole
Molecular function (GO): beta-galactosidase activity
Source: RefSeq, a predicted model, not a curated record
AGCAAGCACCAGGAAGCAUGGGACCGGGUGUGUGGCUGUUGCUGGCUCUUAGUUCCUGUCUAAUUUCGCAAAGUUCAUCUAGAACAUUCCAAAUUGAUUAUGACAAUGACUGUUUCCGAAAGGAUGGCAAAACUUUUCGCUACAUUUCGGGGAGCAUACACUACUCUCGUGUACCUCGUUACUAUUGGAAGGACCGCCUUAUGAAAAUGUAUAUGGCGGGAUUGAAUGCAAUUCAAACAUAUGUGCCAUGGAAUUACCACGAGACCGAAUCUGGCAAAUAUGACUUCACUGGAGAUAGAGAUUUGGAAUACUUCUUAAAGUUGUGCAAUGAUAUCGGUUUGCUGGUCAUUUUACGAGCUGGGCCCUUUAUUUGUGCAGAGUGGGACAUGGGUGGUCUUCCUGCCUGGCUGCUGCAGAAGAAGUCAGUCGUCCUUCGAUCUACAGAUCCAGAUUUUCUCCAGUUUGUUCAUAAAUGGAUGGAUGUUUUACUUCCCAAGAUCAAACCAUUUUUGUAUCAGAACAAUGGACCAAUUAUUGCGGUACAGGUGGAGAAUGAAUAUGGUAGCUACUUUGCUUGUGACUAUGAUUACCUACGAUACCUACUGAAUCUCUUUCGGUAUCAUCUGGGAGAUGAAGUUAUUUUGUUUACAACGGAUGGAGCAGACAAAAGGUUCCUGAAGUGUGGUGCACUGCAAGGGCUAUAUGCUACAGUGGAUUUUGGUCCAGGUGGAAAUGCUACAAAAUCAUUUGAAGCUCAAAGAUAUGCAGAGCCUCAUGGACCACUGGUAAACUCUGAGUUUUACACAGGAUGGUUGGAUCACUGGGGCAAGAAACACUCUGUGAUUAAAAAAGAAGUCGUUGCUAAAUCAUUGGAUGAAAUCCUUGCCCUUGGAGCCAAUGUCAAUAUGUACAUGUUUGAAGGAGGAACAAACUUUGCCUACUGGAAUGGAGCAAACUCUCCCUAUUGGCCAGAGCCAACGAGUUAUGACUAUGACGCCCCCCUGUCAGAAGCAGGAGACCCGACUGACAAAUACUUCAGUGUUCGGCAAGUUAUUGGAAAGUACAAAACAUUACCUGCCGGUCCUGUACUUCCUGCGACCCCCAAAUAUGCAUACGGGUUAAUACAAGUUAAAAAGUUGCAGAGUGUCGUAGAAUUGGUUAACUUGCUGUCGUUCUCUGGCCCAGUCAAGUCUGUUUACCCACUGACGUUUGUGGAGAUGAAGCAGUAUUCUGGAUAUAUGCUGUAUCGAAAUACCCUGCCAAUAAAUUGCACUGAGGGUACCCCACUGGCAUCGCCUGAGAAUGGUAUCCAUGACAGAGCCUACGCCAUGGUGGAUGGGGUUUUCCAAGGGAUUCUGGAGAGAAAUAAAAUCAACACAAUCAACAUCACUGGACAGGCUGGUUCAAGACUUGACAUAUUAUUAGAAAACAUGGGAAGAAUAAAUUAUGGGGAAGGCAUCCAUGAUUUCAAGGGACUGGUAACAAAUCUAACUUUGGCUUCAAACAUCCUGACCAACUGGACCAUCUAUUCAUUAAAUAUUGACGAAGUGGUGGCCAGUGGCUACUUAAACAAAUUCCAGAGGAUGACUCCAGAAGCCCCAGCUGAGGUUAAUGCGAGUGUGCCAGCUUUUUAUUUAGGUACCUUUGUGAUUCCAAAUGGUAUUCCAGAUCUACCUCAAGAUACAUACCUCAAAUUUCCUGGAUGGACUAAGGGUCAAGUGUGGAUCAACGGCUUUAACCUAGGUCGUUACUGGCCAGCCAGGGGACCCCAAAUCACUCUGUAUGUUCCUGCUCAUAUUCUCAGCACCUCCGCAGUUAACAACGUCACAGUGCUGGAGCUGGAGAAUGCACCGUGUGGAGCUGAGCAUAACGCAGUCUGUGCUGUGCAAUUUGUGGACACUCCUGUUUUAAAUGGAACCACAGCUUACACCAACUUUCUCCAGAAGCUUUCAAUAAACAGUCUUGGCAUGCAUGACCUGAAUGGUUAAUGUGUUACUGAUCUGGUGUGACACAUCAGUUUGUGUGGAUGACUAUUGAAUAUGGAUGUCUUUUUCCAUAUUGUAAGUGAAGCUAACACUUCUGUCUUUUUUUUUUGCUUUUUACUGAUGCAAGUUGAUAAAUAACCAACGUUACAACCAUGCAACCAUCUUGGGAUUGUGUGAAAGAAAUAAAACAAUGAGGUAGAGAUUCAUUUGCACAGAUCCGUAGUUUUCUCUCUGCCCUUAAAACUGGUUAAAAACUCGAAUGAGACUUUGACAGAUUUUUUACUGGAGAAAUAAAUGAAAAUGUUUAAUGAUAUUGAAUUGCCAAGAAAUAAAAUUGAUUCUGAGGGGUGAUCAUUAUUUACCUUUGAUUUAAUACAAGGUUUGGGGGAAAAAAAUCAGGGCAUGUUGUAACAUUAAUAAUGAAUGUAAAUAAUAAAUCCUGACUACUUCAAAUUUCGUGUUAUAUUGUUCAUGCACUAUAAAGACUGAAAUCAUUUAAA